CUUGCUGGGAGUCAUACACAGAAGGCAGAAGACGAAGAAAAAUGACUGACAGCGAACCCGAACCAUCUUUAUUUUCUUCACAUAAACUCGAGGAUGCUCAUCAUAGACUAGUAUACCCAAGUUCAGAGCCACGUCUCUUUUUCCCACCGAAGUUUGCGGCGCAAAGUUCAUUUAGAACACCAUCGACGCUCGCGCAUUUAUUACUGGCUUGUUGGUUGGCGUUUCUUCUUGUGGGUGGAAUAUCAGGGUCUAGGAUAGGGAGAGGUUCUGACAACGUCACCGGACAAAGAUUCGCAAAUCAACCCUCGCCUCAGACUGCCGUGAUCGGAUCUACAGUUGUGUUACCAUGUCGCGUUAUCAACAUGAUCGGCGAGCUGCAGUGGACUAGAGAUGACUUCGGCCUCGGAAAUGAAAGAGAACUUACCGCAUUCAAGAGAUACAAAAUGAUCGGAUCCCAUGAGGAGGGUGACUACAGUCUGCGCAUCAGCCCAGUUACCCUUGAAGACGACGCUGAGUUUCAGUGCCAAGUGACCGGGGUCGGGGAUGUGGCGGGCGUGAGAUCGCAGUCCGCUAAACUCACGGUCUACGUGCCGCCUGAGCGACCUGAGAUCAGCCAAGGCGCCGUGGUGACCUCGACUGCUGGCGCUGGGGUGCAGAUUGACUGUGUGUCGAGGGGAGGAAAGCCUGCAGCUGAGAUCCAAUGGUUGGAUGGCGCUGGACGGGAGUUCAGGGAUGGCGUGGAGUACACGACCGACUUGCUGGAGGACAACCACAGGCAGGACGCCAAGAGUUCCCUCAGCUUCGUGGCUACCAAGGAGCACCACAACGCUAUUGUUACCUGCACUGCCAGCAACCCGGCCAUCAACCAGCCUCUCAGCACCCAGGUUCGCAUGGAAGUUUCCUAUCCUCCUGAAGUGACCAUCACGCACUCGAGCUCGGGCUACAAGGAAGGCGACACUGCCACUCUCAACUGUCAGGCUUCCGCCAAUCCUGCUCUACUAACUUUCAGGUGGUACCGCGGAGAUAAGCUGGUAUCUAACCAGAACUCAACUCAACUGGUAAUUGAAAACGUGUCUCGGAAAAAUAACAUCGAAGAUAUAACAUGCGAAGUAUCCAACGAGGUCGGGUCUUCUCGGAAAAUAUCAAGACUUUCUGUACAUUACGGCCCGAGCUUUGUCAGCGACCCAGAAGAUGCUUUUGCGGAUCUCGGAGAAAACGUGACACUGAACUGCGAGGUGGAUUCGAACCCCGAAGCAACGAUCGUUUGGGUAGGGCAGCAGAAGCAGACAGUCGCUGGCCGAGGUGCUGCUCUCAGGCUGGAAGCUUCUGCAGAGACCAUCGGCAAUUAUCUCUGCAUCGCUAAAGUUGAAGGCUUCCCAGAAAUAUCAGGAACCGUUGGCCUUUUCUUGAAGGGUCCCCCGGGGGUGCGAGCUGAACCCCUGCAGUGGGGGGCAACAGGGGAUACUGUCACCGUGGACUGCUAUGUCACCUCCGCGUCUCCGCGUUCCGUUACCGUCUCCUGGUCUAAGUUCGGCUCCAAAGUUGAUCUCGUGCCUGGCCGAUACGAGGAGCUGGAAGAGGUCACAGCGCUCGGUCUCCGGCAUUCGCUCAUCAUCCGCAACGCCAAGGCCGAGGACUUCGGAACCUACAACUGUUCAGUUCAGAACGCCUUCGGCUCCGGCACUAUCGAAAUUGUGCUCGACAAAAGAAAAGGAAUGCCGAUUCUCCUGAUAAUCGGCGGUGCGGUGCUCGGCAUCGUGUUCAUCAUGGCCAUCGCCAUCGGCAUCAUAAUCUACGGACGAGCAUCGGCGGCUAAACAGAACGCCGCCAAAAGUAACGGAGGCCUCCCUGAAAAAACGGUCUCGUUGCAAAUCGGUGAUCACAGCAGCAACGGAAACGACUCGGAUUUUAAGGUUGAACUGGAGAACCGCACCGGGUCCUCGCUGAGCAACUGCAAAGACACGGCCGACUUGGAGCGCUGGGACAAAGACGCUGUCAGCAACGCCGGCAGCGCGACGCUGACGGGGGGCAACGGCUCUGUCAACGGGCGCCACCUGCCCCCCAUUGUGUCAUCCCCCAAUAAUGCCCCCACUCCUCCCUCUUAUCACCUCACCACCUCAUCCCCUUCUUAUCUCUACCCUGAAGGCUACCCCAGGAUACCGCUAAAGCAAAACGGGCACGUUCUGAGCAACGGCGGUGCUCUUUCCUACGCAAACUACGCAGAUCACAACAGUCUUGGUGGCCAGAAGCAUGGCGUCAUUACCAGCGGCUUCUCCUCGGUCGGGCUUGGCGGAGCUUUUUCUAAUGCAGGUCCUACUUAUUCCCAAGGACCUUUGGUCACUUCAAGCCAACAAAAUCUAUUCCCAAGUUACGCAGACUACGACAUUUCUAGGGACAACAUCGACGGAUCACCUUCUUUUACUCACUCAUAUCCCAACGGAUACAAUAACCAGUCUCUGGGAUGUUCUACUUUGCCUUUGGGUUUACAUUUGACGUCCCGGAACAACAUGAACAACGGCAACAACGUGCCACCAGUACCAAAUCCUCCGACCUCCGCGUCGAUAAGCGAGCACGUAAAUUCUACUUGUUCGCCUUCCUCUGCCACCAUACCGAGGCUGGGGAUCCCGGUUGACCCGAGCCAGUACAUCAUGCCGCCGCGCACGCAGGUAAUGCAGGGGGCUCUCGCAACACACGUCUAGUCUCAAUUUUAGAGUUGCAUCUCAAGUUGCGCUGGCCGUCUCCGACGCGCUCGUUGUGAGGUGAAAAGAAAGUAAUAGCUUGUUUGUUAGUAUAUAUAAGUGCGCCGUGGUGAUGCCGGCGUAUAACUUGAGCAUUUCGUCGGCCCGCUGCUGGCCGAUACGAGCUCUGCUCGGGGCUUUGUGAGGCUCAGUGAAUCAGGAUCCUGCUAGCUCGGCCUGAUGUGAUGGAUAGGUAAUACGCGUAGUAUUAAGGUUAAAUUCAUGCCAAAUCCGUUACUAUCAGGAAUUAUUUAUCAACAAAACGUCCAUGAUGGAUAAUUUUUUCCCAUUUUUUUUGCCUUAACAAAUGGUUGUAUCUGCAACUGAACGUAUUAAGCACAGCAAAUAGAUUGGUAGAGAAAUAUAUUUAUCUAAAUUACUAUUUCUGAUAUAGCGUCUGCCGCGGCCCAAUAGAUUUUAUUACUGAAAUAUUUAUUGCCCCUCUGAAUUGCUGCUACGGUUUUACUUCUUUCUAUUCGAUUUUUAAAGCAAGAUGCCGUUCUGUAACAUAGCGUUUAUAUAAAUUUAUUUUAAUUCGCGAAGCCUGCUUACGUUACAUCUCUUGGAUCUCAUUACUGCUUAACUCGUGACCGAUUCCAACAUAUGACAUUUUGAGGUCCCUAAUUUAAUCGAAGUUUACAUUAUUUCUUUCAUUUCAUUAAAAAUGUACUAACUUUUUCCGACUUAGAAGUUUUACACAAAUGAACUUUUACCUUAGUUUUCAGUUUACUCUAGCAGAAACAUGACAAUCUUUUGUGUAUAUCGUAAUUAAUUGGAAUACAAUCUUUUAUGUGCAUUUCAAUUAAUUGGAAUAGAUUGCGCAGCACAAGCGAGCGGACUUGUAUUCUUUGAUGCCUACGUCAGUAUUAAAACUUUGGGUUCUAAACUUGGCGCGAAUUGUUUGUUCUCGACUUGGCUCUCGUGCGCAUCGUUUACGGUUGGUAUUUACAACGACUCCGUGUUUGCUCAUUAGUCUUUAUGUGAAAUUUUCAGUAUUGAUUAUUAUUGAUCAAAUAAUUUUAGUAUAGAAUAAACCCGUUGUGUUGAUUCGUUGCUUUACAUUGGCCGGCACAUUAUUUGCAGGUCUUUCGAUAACUAAUCGAGGCGAAAUGCCUGUUUUCAAUGCCAAGUUUUUAAUUUAAAAUUCAACCUUCGCCUGAAAUUUUUAUUUGCCGGUCGCGGAAUAUGACUUCUGAAAAUUCAUCGGAUCAAUGACUGAGUUAUUGAACUAAAAGCAAAUGUAGGUAUGUUCAUGCAGUGUUGGAAAAAUUAUUGUCGUAUAUGUUCCGUUUUUGGGAAUGCGAAGUGAGAAAUCUUCCAAGCAAUAACAGACGGCUGUUUUUGUUCUAUUUUUCUCGUCUGGUCCAAUACCUAUGCUCUGUAAGUACCUAAAUCAACGUGUUAUGUUUCUAUGUACUUUUUAAAAAAGGAAUCCUAUGGUUUCCUCUCCAUCCAUAUCAAUGUAGAAUUACUUGAAAUAUCGUUGUACUGUACAUACGCAUUUACUCAGAAUUCGAAGUGUCAAAUAUUUUUACUGUAUCGAAAAUGUAAAAUUAAAUAAAUAUUCUGCUGUGAGGAGUGCGAUGCUCGAGGGAUAGCUGGGAUUUUCUCGUCCAUUUAUUCGUCAUUAAAGAGAGACGUUACUCUGUUUUUAUGUCUGGUUGAACGAUUGUCAUUUGCCGUUUUCAUUUACAAUAAAACUAAAAGUUGUUAAUUCUUUUUUAUUUUACGAAAAGUAUCAAAUAUUCAUUCUCAUUCAUCUUUUCAUAGUCUCUGAGUCAAUAAUGUUUUCUACCGACUACUCAAUGAAAAAGUGAAAACAGUUAUUAUUUACUUAUAUAAAUUUAAAAUUUCUGGAAUUAUAUUUAAUUGUAUUUAAAAUUAUGCCGGGAAUUCUCUCUAGAACUGCGCUCUAUUGUGUCAUAAGACGCGUAGGUGCAAAGUGUGCAGGUCGCAUCCGGCUGAUUCAUUUCUUCAUAUCAGUGUCAAUACUCAUAUCAUUAUUUGUACAUAUCAAAUGUUUGUAAUUUUUGUACAUAGCAUCACAGUUGCAGUAAAUAUAUUUUAGCA
Hyalella azteca is the source of this 4808-nucleotide messenger RNA. Its product is annotated as irregular chiasm C-roughest protein-like. Gene Ontology annotation, biological process: cell-cell adhesion. Gene Ontology annotation, molecular function: cell adhesion molecule binding. Bases 42 to 2699 code for a protein of 885 amino acids. Gene Ontology annotation, cellular component: cell-cell junction. Lineage: Eukaryota; Metazoa; Arthropoda; Malacostraca; Amphipoda; Hyalellidae. The record is from RefSeq and is a predicted model, not a curated record. The transcript is spliced from 13 exons.